This is a messenger RNA of Cryphonectria parasitica EP155, 2267 nucleotides long. RefSeq lists its product as uncharacterized. Gene Ontology annotation, cellular component: nucleus. Gene Ontology annotation, molecular function: zinc ion binding; DNA binding. The coding region runs from base 1 to 2037 and encodes 678 amino acids. The record is from RefSeq and is a predicted model, not a curated record. The transcript has a single exon. NCBI's taxonomy places the organism in Eukaryota, Fungi, Ascomycota, Sordariomycetes, Diaporthales, Cryphonectriaceae. Gene Ontology annotation, biological process: DNA-templated transcription.
AUGCCGGAUGCAUUUCCCUCCGCAUCCUCCUCCUCCUCCUCCUCCUCCUCCUCCUUCCCACCACACCAGGAAAUUGUGGCUGGGUGCCGGGUAUUCGUCUCGUCCUACUUCCAACUGGGCUUCCUCCCCAAGUCCAUCUUCCUCGAGUCCGUGUCUCGCAACCUCAACACCGUCAGCCCCUUCCUCCUCAGCUGCAUCCUCAGCAUCUCGGCCCGCUUCACCCCGUGCCUGGUCCGCCGCUAUGGAGGCUCCACCCUUGCCACCGAGAACUUCUUGCACAUGGCCAGGGCGAUGGCUCCUUCGCACAUGUACAGGCCGACCCUGGACCGCACGCAGGCCUUCUUCCUGCUGGCCAUCUCGGAGUGGGGCGACGGCGAGAGGGACCGCAGCUCCAUGGACAUGGGCGUCGCCGUGCGCAUGGCCUCGAUUCUCAAGCUGCACCGCGAGGAGACCUACGCCCUGCCCCCAGGGGCCCCAGCCGAACAGGUCAUCCGCGCCGAGUCCGCCAGGAGAACCUUCUGGAUGAUCCACAGCCAGGAGAACCUGCAGGCCGGCUACAGCUCGCCCAUGCCUUUCCCGCCAGAGGAUAUCACCGCCCGGCUCCCCUGCGACGAGCAUGCUUUUGCCUUUGGGGUGCACCCUGCUGCAAGGUCCGCCCUUCCCGGCACGCCUCCGUUUCGCAAGGAAGAGGAACAACAACGAGAGAAACAGAGGCGAAGGGAGGAUGAGGGAACGGCAAUGGACAUAGGAGAUGAACAACAACAAGAAGAAGAAGAAGAAGAAGAAGAAGAAGCGCAACAGGAGCAGCAAAAUAACAACAACAACUACCAAUGCCUCUUUGCAAGCCUGAUUCAGGCGCACAACCUCUGGGGCCACGUAGCAAGGCGCGCAUGCCGCUCCGACCUAAAAUCCGGCGGCGCGUGCCCCUGGGAGCCAGAGAGCGAGUACCAGGUCCUCACCCAGCAGCUGCAGGCCUUCGAGGCCUCCCUCCCGCCGCGGCACAGGUGGUCCCUCUGGAACCUGCGCGGCUGGCGCGAGGAGCAGAUGCACCUGGCCUACCUGAGCAUGUCCAUGGUGCUGCGCGUCAGCGCCAUCGUGGAGCGGCGCAUCUACCUGGACGAGAUCCUGUUCAGCGUCAACAACCCGCACGGCACCGUCUCGCCCAGGACCAAGACCGCCCCCGACGGCUUCUGGGCCACCAUGUCGGCCGAGCUCUUCUCCAACGUGCUCGAGCUGUACGAGCAGAUCGAGGCCUUCUCGGCCGUGCGCGCCGUGUCUCGCGAUGGCGGCGGCAGCGGCAGCAGCAGCGGCAGCGAGGGGUUCCCCGCCAUCCUCGUCUUUUGUGUGUACAUCUGUGGCUCGCUCGCCGCCUACCUGACGAGGUACCCGCAGCUGUGCCCACGCGUCGCGGGCAGGGCUGAGGAGAUGUCGCUGCGGUGUCUGCAGGUCCUGGGCGACCUGCACAAGGCCUGGCCCACCAGCACGAGGUGGAACCAGGGCCUGCAGCAAUACGCCGGGCCUCUUGCUGCAGUUGCCGCCGCCGCCGCCGCCGCCGCCGCUGCUGGGGGAGCAGGAGCAGGCGCAGGAACAGCAGCAGGGUCUGGAGGGAGCGACAGCGCCAGCAGCUCGGGCGACGGCCCGCUCACCCCUGGCGAUUCGUCCUCAGCCUCGUCUAUUCUGGCCAGGGCGUCCGUGUCGGCGUACAUGGACCUGUCCGAUGGCAUACACUUGUCGGAUGUGGUGGAUGACGCUGUCAUCGACCCAAGGCUCACUGCAGUGUCUUCUUCUGCGCAAAAUAACAAGGCAGCACAUCAACAGCAACAGCAGCAGCAGCAACAACAACAACAACAACAACAACAACAACAACAAGGAAUGGCUGGAGGGGCCGGGCCAUUCUGGAAGGCACAUGAAGGGGGACCAUCCCACGCAGACGCCGAGGCGGCCUUCUCCAAUGAGCUGUUUGAGGCUGAGAUGAACACCCUUCUUGCAGGGGAGCCGGACUUUGGCUGGCUUGACUUUGAACGAGGUGGUGCAUGAGCAUGACGAUAUGAUGGUCUGUGACUUGAGGAAGAAUUGUAUACUUUCAUGUGUGUAUGUGUGUGUAAACUAUUAUGAUGGAGGGGGAGGGGGGGGGGGGGGAAUUGAGAAAUGAUUCAAAACAACCAUGCUCGUCCUCUUUGUCGUCAUCAUCAGGCUUACUCCUGAUCAGGGCAUCAAGAAAAAGAAAAAGAAUAAAACAAAAGCCCAAUGAUCGAUCGAAUAAGAAC